AUGUCUUCUGGGGAACCACAAGCAGAAGUUGAAGAACAACAAGUUGCCGUUAAGGAACUUGCCUUAAAGGUUCAAUUACCCCAUUUCUUAACUACUGAAACCUUAACUUUACCUUCGGCUUAUGAAGAAAGUUUAGCUGACUUGAAACAAUCAUUGAGCAUUAUUCCUUUGUCUCGUAACUUGACCAGUUACACUAUUGUUAUUAAUGGUGUCGACGUAACCGCUCACUUUGACGAUUUGUCUACUUUUGCUCAAAUCAUCGAAGAAUUAGGUUUGGCCGAUGUCGAAGAAUUGAACGUUGAAAUCAAGGAAAAGGCUUACAACUUGGCUGCUGUCUAUGACCAAAUCAGUAGAUUCAGAGAAGUUAUCGGAUUGCACUACAUUGACCGUAUCUCCCACGAUUUCGGUGUUGCUGCUGGUGUUUCUAAGUUUAACAACAUUGAACUUGAUGAUGUCAAGCCAAAGGAAGACAAAGCCGAACAAAAGCCCGAACAAGAAGAAGAAGCUGCCAACGAAGUUCAACUUCCUGCCGAAGAAUUGACCAAGAUCGCCGAAUUCGCCGAAACUGUUUCCAUGAAGUCUUUCUCGGGUAAGUUCGUCGAUGCCACCGACUUUGACAAGGUUAACGACGCCUUGAAAGUUCCAAUCAAGUCGUUGAGUGUUUCUCAAUGGUCCCCUGUCCCACCUUUCCAAAAGAACAAGGGCGACUUGCUCUACUUGUCCUUGCAAACUUUGGAACACGAGACUUUCAACAUUACUUGUCACUUCUCCGGUUUCUUUGUCAACAAAUCUUCCACCGUUAACUUCAAUCCUGAAAUCAAGGUCAAUGAAAAGGGUAAAUUCUUCAAGUCAUUCUUGUUGUACGACUUAGUUUCCUCCUUAUCUCCAAGUUUCGCCAAGACUAUUGAGGAAAAUGAAAUUAACUUAUCGUCAGCUACCCAACAUCCAGAAACUUACUUGUUGCCAAACAACUCAUACUUGGCCUACCCAUGGUUGGUCAACACCACCACCGCCAACAAGAACUUCCCCGAUGUUUCCCGUUCCCAACUCCCUCUCAUCUCCAACGGGGUUGACGGGUCCGACUAUGUCAAGGACUGGAACAGUGACAUUCAAGCCAUUAAGGAAUUGCCAACCACUUCCAUCCAAGAACGUAUCUUGCGUGAAAAGUUGAUCCACAAGUCCAUCUUUGACUUCAACAAGACUGCUACUGAAACCGCCAUUAACAUCAUCAAGGGUAACUUGACCCCAAUGAACCCUACUGAGGAAGAAGACAAGCACAUUUACUUGAAGAAUGGUAUUUUCUACUCCACUGGUGCCACUACUGUUGACACUUUCCAAGCUACCGGUGGUGAAGAAGCUUCUCGUUAUAUUGCCGCCAAGGAUUUGGCAGGUGUUAAAGUCAUGAACAGUCGUGACGUUAGAGGUAUUUACAAUUUAGUCACUUGUAUCGUUGAUUACAUGGGUAAGAGAAUUGUCUGUCAAGCGCCUGUCCCAGGUGUCUUGGAUCCUGCCCCUGAAGAUGAGGAAGAAAGUGGUGAAAAGGUUGUCUACGGGUUAUCCACUGAUGCCAAUAAGAUUCUUGAAGAUGCAUCCUUCACUGAACCUCUUAAGCAAGUUGCUGAUGUGUUCCAUUUGAAACCUCACACUGUUGAACUUUCUCCUGAAGUCAAGUCCAAGGGUGAAUUGGUUGUUUCUAAGGACUCCAAGGGUUUGAAAGGUACCGAUGGUCGUAAGUAUGUUAUUGACUUGUACAGAACUACUCCUCGUGAUAUUGAAUUCACCGAACAACAUUUCGACCCAUCCAGCCCUCAAUCUUAUCCCCAUGGAGAAGCUUUAGUUCGUCAUGAAGCCGUUACAGAAUGGUGGAAACGCAAGAUUGCUCCAUUGAUCAAGGCCGCCGCCGAAAAAGCUGAGGCUGAAGGUGACAAGACUGAGCCUGUUUUGCCAACUGAACAAGUUGUGUUCAACCCAGAUGCAUUCUCCACUGAUACUGAAUCUGAUGAAGAUAGAGCAACUGUGAGGGAGAUUUCUAAGUUCAUUAAGGAACACUUGGUUGAAGAAUUCUUGAAUGACGUCAGUUCGCAAUUGGUUCCAUUUGAUGGUAAGCAAUUGACAGAAAUGUUGCAUAGAGCCGGUAUCAGUAUGAGAUACUUGGGUUUCAUUGCUGAAAGAAUUAUCGCCAAGAAGGAAGAGUUUGUUGCUAAGGAAGCUGAAACCAUCAAGGCUAAUGAAGAAGCAGUGAAGGCCAAGAAGGAAGAAGAAGCCAAGAAGAAGGAAGAAGAGGCUAAGAAGGCUGAAGAAGAGGCUAAAGAGGAAGCUAAGGAAGAAAAGAAGGAAGCUGAAGAAGAAAAGGAAGAUGAAGAGGAACCAUCCAAGGCCACUUAUGAACCUAUUGUUGCUAAUUUGAAUGUUCUUUACACCAUCAUUGUUCGUGAAAUCGUGGCCCGUUCAUCUAAGCAUAUCUUGAGACAAUUGACUACCGGAUUGCCAACUUACUUGGUUCCAUUUGCUGUUGCUCACUUCCACAACUGUUUGUUGGGUAGUGCCAUCACUUCUACUCCUUCUGUGGAAAUUGAUCCAGUUUACCGUGAUUUUUACCCUGAAUCUGCAUUUGAAUUCACCAAAUUGACCACUGAUGCUGUGUUACAAUUGAUUCAAACUGAAGCGUUGGUUAGAUUUAGAUACACUUUACCUUCUGACUGGAACAGUACCAUUCGUGCUCCUCAAUUAUUGAGAGAAAUUGCUCACAAGUUUGGUAUUCAAUGGAAGUCUCAGCAAUAUGCCUUCACUAAGGAAGAUUUUGAUGCGCAAGCUCAAGAUUUCAAGGUUUCAACCAUCGAAACCAAGUCCAAGAAGAAGGCCAAGAAGUCAUCUCCAACCAUUGUCGAAAAGACCGUGGCUCGUUCUUCAACUUUUAUCGCUGAUGAUAUCGUUAACUUUGUUCCAUUAGUCAAGGAUUCUUCCAGCAAGUCUAGUCUUAUUGAAGAAAUCUUCCUUAGUGCCCGUGCCCAUAUUGCCGCUGGUGGUAAGGACAGAGAAACUGGUAUUGCUUUAAUCAAUGAACUUGUUGGCAUUCAAGAAAACAUUUAUGGUAAAGUCAAUGCUGAAACUGCCAGAUUCUACACUUUGGUUGCGCAAAUGUAUCAACAAUUAGGGUACGAAGUUGAAGCUGCCAUUCUCGGUCGUAAAGCCAUUGUUUUGUGUGAACGUACCACUGGGUUUGACUCGGCUGAUACCAUCACCGCUUACAUGAAUGCUGCCUACUAUGAAGCUGGUAAUGAUCAAACUUUGAACUCAUUGAAGAUAUACAAGCACGCCAUGCAAACCUGGGCCAGUGUAUACGGAAAGGAUCACCCAACUUUGAUCAACACUUUGACCAACUCCAGUGAAGCCAUGAUGAGAAUCAAGGCAUACCCCGCCGCCACCCAAUUCCUUGAAGAAGCUCUUGAAUUAUCGGUUGCUGUUAAUGGUAAUGUUUCUGAAAUUACUGGUAUCAUCUAUUUCCGUCUUGCCAACUUGUUGGUUUCCAUUAACAAGUUUAAGGAAUCUCGUGAUUUGUACGUUAUUGCCCAUGAUAUCUUCCAAAAGUUGUUGGGUCCGGAUGAUUCCUUGACCAAGCAAGCUUCUAGAUACACCGGCAGUGUCAACAUGUACAUUGAGUACAUGAAUGCAAAGAGUCAAGAAGCUAAGAAGCAAGCUGCUGCUGUUGCCGCCGCCACUGCCAAGUCUGCUUCUAAAGUCAAGGUCCCAGGUGUUUCUGCCACUACUGCUGCCUCAAAGAAGAAAGCUGGUAAGAAACAUCAAGUUCCUCAACCAGAUCCAGAAAUUGCCAGCAAGUCCAUUGAUGAUAUUUUGAAGUUUAUUGAAGGUGGUAACCAGCCAAAGAAGGGAAAGAAGGGUUCCAAGAAAAAGUAA
This is a messenger RNA of Spathaspora passalidarum NRRL Y-27907, 3915 nucleotides long. Its product is annotated as translation initiation factor 3 subunit. Bases 1 to 3915 code for a protein of 1304 amino acids. Lineage: Eukaryota; Fungi; Ascomycota; Pichiomycetes; Serinales; Debaryomycetaceae. Gene Ontology annotation, biological process: intracellular distribution of mitochondria. The transcript has a single exon. Gene Ontology annotation, molecular function: protein binding; mRNA binding. The record is from RefSeq and is a predicted model, not a curated record. Gene Ontology annotation, cellular component: cytoplasm.